This is a messenger RNA of Syngnathoides biaculeatus (alligator pipefish), 1592 nucleotides long. Its product is annotated as mucin-5AC-like. The transcript is spliced from 14 exons. Bases 5 to 1567 code for a protein of 520 amino acids. Lineage: Eukaryota; Metazoa; Chordata; Actinopteri; Syngnathiformes; Syngnathidae. The record is from RefSeq and is a predicted model, not a curated record.
UAGAAUGCAGCAUCGUUUGAACGGCGGAGAAGCCCCCGAUUGCUGCAAAAAAAUGUCACUUUCAAUGAUCAGAUGGUUGUUCACACUUGUGCUCCUUGAUUCUGGGAAUCUCAUCCAAGCCACUGUUGACCAAUGCUGGACUCCGUGGUUUGAUCGUGACAACCCCUCUGGUAGUGGGGAUUUUGAAACUCUUCCCAAGUUGCUGAAAGAAAACCCAGAGAAGAUCUGUAAGCGUCCAAUUGAAAUUGAGGUCCAAACUGCAUCUGGAGCCAUUGUUAGUUCAACAGGCGACGUCAUUCAUGUCACAAAUGUGCACAGAGGAUUUGUUUGUAGAAAUCGUGACCAGCCUGGCAACAGUCGUUGCGAAGAUUAUAAAGUUCGUUUCUUGUGCCCCGUUGAGUUCUGCAACCCAAAAGAAUGCUGGACUCCAUGGUUUGACCGAGACAACCCCUCUGGUACUGGAGACCAUGAAACUCUUGUCAACCUGCACAAAGAAAACCCAGGGAAGAUAUGUGACUAUCCAAUUAACAUUGAGGUCCAAACUAUAUCUGGAGCCAGUGUUGGUUCAACAGGCGAUGUCAUUCAUACAGCUGAUGCCAGCACAGGAUUUGCUUGUAGGAAUCAUGACCAGCCACACAAUCGUCUUUGUGCAGAUUAUAAAGUUCGUUUCUUGUGCCCACUUGAAUUCUGUGAACCUGAAGAAUGCAAGACUCCAUGGUACGAUCGAGACAACCCUAGCGGGACUGGAGACUUCGAGAUACUUGAGAAACUCUACCUUGAACAUCCAAAGGAAAUCUGCUCGUUUCCCCUCAACAUUGAGGUCCAAACUGUUGCUGGAAAUACUGUAGCUUCAACAGGAGAUGCCAUUGCUGUAGCUGAUGUGACGACUGGGUUUAUCUGUAAAAAUGCUGACCAGAAGAGCGGCCAUUGCUCAGAUUAUAAAGUUCGGUUCGUAUGUCCCAUUGCGUUCUGCAAAGAAAAAGAAUGCUGGACUCCGUGGUUUGAUCGCGACAACCCCUCUGGUACUGGAGACUAUGAAACUCUUGCAGACCUGCUCAAAGAAAACCCAGGGAAGGUCUGUGAGCAUCCAAUUGAAAUUGAGGUCAAAACAAAAUCUGGAGCCAGUGUUGGUACAACGGGCGAUGUGAUUCAUACAUCUAAUGCACACACUGGAUUUAUAUGUAGAAAUCGUGACCAGCUGCAUGAUGGUCUUUGUGCAGAUUAUCAAGUUCGUUUCUUGUGCCCCGUUGAGUUCUGCAAAGCAAAAGAAUGCAAGACUCCAUGGUACGAUCGAGACAACCCUAGUGGGACCGGCGACUUUGAGAUACUUGAGAAACUCUACAUUGAACACCCAAAUGAAAUCUGCCAGUUUCCGCUGGACAUUGAGGUCCAAACAGUCACUGGAAAUACUCUGGCUUCAACAGGGGAUGCCAUUAGUAUAGUCGAUGCAACUACUGGCUUCAUCUGUAAAAAUGUUGACCAGAAGACUGGACGUUGCUCUGAUUAUAAAGUUCGCUUCACAUGUCCCAUAGAUUUCUGUAAAAAAAUGAAUAUUCAUGUAAAAUAAAAUGUGCAUUUCAAAUAGUUGUUCA